Prorocentrum cordatum is the source of this 162-nucleotide messenger RNA. The record is from the annotation of a GenBank genome assembly. Lineage: Eukaryota; Dinophyceae; Prorocentrales; Prorocentraceae.
GAGUGCUACUGCGGCUUCCCGCGGACGCUCCUCGUGCUGGUGGCGGGGGCCGCCGGUCUCUGUGGCUUCCUGGCGGGCCGGCAGCGCCCCGCGGAGAUCCACUGCGCAUCGACGGCGGCGGAGGUGAUCCACGGCUCGAUCGAGGACCUGGCCCGCGAGCAG